This is a messenger RNA of Phragmites australis (common reed), 1298 nucleotides long. Its product is annotated as peptide deformylase 1B, chloroplastic-like. NCBI's taxonomy places the organism in Eukaryota, Viridiplantae, Streptophyta, Magnoliopsida, Poales, Poaceae. Gene Ontology annotation, cellular component: mitochondrion; chloroplast. The transcript has 7 exons. The record is from RefSeq and is a predicted model, not a curated record. Gene Ontology annotation, biological process: peptidyl-methionine modification. Gene Ontology annotation, molecular function: peptide deformylase activity. The coding region runs from base 99 to 905 and encodes 268 amino acids.
CGCCACUCCACACCGCCAACCUCUCUCCGCACGCCCAAUUCAAUCGCCAGGGCCCAGGGGGGAAAAUAUCGAAGCGGAAGCGAGAAGGCGCCGCUCCCAUGGCCGCGGGCCUCCGCCUCCAGUUCUGCCCCCGCCUCCUCGCCUUCGCGGCCUCCUCUCACCCGCUCCUCGCCGUGCACCCCGGAGCCCUGCCCCUGCGCCGUGCCGGACCCGCGAUGCCUCUCGCCGCCCGCGCCCGCCGCGGCUUCGGCUCCACCCUCGCCGCCGCCCCGCCCGCCGAGGACGACGACUUCGCCACAGCUGCCGACCUCCGGUUCGAGCCGCCGCUCAAGGUCGUGCAGUACCCCGACCCCGUCCUGCGCGCGCGCAACAAGCGCAUCAACACCUUCGACGACAACCUCCGCGCCCUCGCCGACGAGAUGUUCGACGUCAUGUACAAGACGGAUGGCAUUGGUCUCUCAGCACCACAAGUCGGAGUGAAUGUGCAGCUUAUGGUAUUCAAUCCAGCUGGGGUAAAGGGUGAAGGAGAGGAGAUUGUCCUUGUUAACCCAGUGGUAUACAAGUCCGCGAAGCGAUUGCUUGUUUUUGAAGAAGGGUGCUUAUCAUUUCCUGGAAUAUAUGCCAAUGUGGUGAGACCAGAAAAUGUGAAAAUUGAUGCUCGCGAUGUUACAGGGGCAAAGAUCAAAGUUAAACUGUCAGGUCUGCCUGCAAGAGUUUUCCAGCAUGAGUUUGAUCAUUUGCAGGGGAUUCUUUUCUUUGAUAGGAUGACUAUGGAUGUUCUUGAAACCAUACGUGAGGAACUGAAGAACUUAGAGAAGAAAUACGAGGAAAUAACAGGGCUAACAAGUCCUGAAACUGUUGAGAACUUCAAGGGGACAAAGGAUGUUCUUAGUUUUUCAAGAUGAUGACUUUUAGCAGGUUAUGGAAGUUUUGCAAAUACAUAGCCAAGCUGAGCUUUAGCCUGAAGAGUUUCUGGAACAUCUGGUUAUACCAGUAACACACUGCUGUAGUUCCAGUGUUGGCAGUCUUGCUAUGCCUUAUUAUCUGCAAGAUCAAUGAAAUUACGGACAACAAAUUUCCUAGUUACAAAUGAGGUGUCAUUUUCAAUGCUAAUGUUGUCUGCAUGUUUAAGACUUUUAAGAGAUAUUUUAGUGCUGCUUUUUCCAUGAUAUUAUUAAUGUAAUGGGCUCCUCUCUCCACUUUAAAGUGGAAAGCAAAAUUUUCUUCUUUUGUAUUUCUUAAAAGACUUAACGAAGGGUUACAAUCUAUUUAAUUGUGGAAUGCAAGCAACACUAAGA